UCGCUGUUGUAGCUGCUGUUGCUGUUACUGUGCUUCAGCGCGCGAGUGUGUUUGAUCACGUUUUCGAGUGGUUCCGGUCGACGGAUAGCCGGUCGAUCCGACGACCACGUGAAGGCCGGCGACAGUGGACUUGACUUUUUCUUGUGCGAUAGCAGUGAUUUUAUGCACUUGCCGGCACCUUCUGCAGCGGAGCGGCUGUCACUGAGUGGCACGAAAGCGAUAACUGCGCGAGAAACACGGCCAAAGCAUAUCACCAGCACAAUGACCAUGGAAGAACGAUCUAGCGGCAUCGAAGAUGGCGCUCCAGUUAUCUCGACCGGUGCUCCGAUCACUUCCGCCAACGGCCCAAGUAACUUGAAAUCCAAAGCAUGCGAAAUAACCACCGACGCGUCUUACCCAUUGCAACGCGCCAACAAGCGUUCGUUCGACGUGGCAUUUCUCGUUGCUCCCGAUGAAAAGCUGAUCAAGCGUCAAGCGGAAAAACUGAUAAAUUUACAAUUCAACAGCAACCGUUUGAUGAGUGAUUUAGUUCGCCAUCACGAGAGGCAAUCGGUAGCCGUCGACGAUUACAACGACGACUCGAGAGAUUACGAACAGAACGAUAGAAUACCGCAAAACAUGACGAUCAAACAUUUUGAAAGUUUGGAAGCUUCGCACAAGUAUAAAAUGAGACGCGUCGAGGAUACACAAGCACCCGUCCCGUCGUACAUAUCAACCAAGCGAAGGCUAAGCCCGACGUCGCCCGAACCACUUGUUCACCCAUAUGCCACUUCGUUACGCAGACAAAAGACUCCGAGUCCGCCGACUGCGUUUCAACAGACGUUGCAGGCUCGAAAAAUCUAUACCGAGGAUAACAGCGUCGAUCAGCCGAUUGACCAGACUCUCAGGUUAGCAGCGUGUCGCGGUAAGAAUAAUUGCGACAGUAUUUCCUGCGCCGACAGACAACAAGGAGAUUCAAGAAGCGCUUUUACCAAAGUCAACUUAUCCGUGCAGAGGAGCAGCUUGAUAGGAAUUAGUCCGAGUUCCAGUAGCGUUAAUUGCGAGGAUGGCGGAACAUCAUCCCCGAGGUCAUCGGUAUCGCCCGACGUUGUUACCUAUCAAAACAGUCUCAGUCCGCCAAUCGGAUCGCCAUCCGACGGCAACAGCAUGAGUCCUUUCAACAAGUACCCAGCCAACUUCCCCACAAAGGUGCCCUAUCCUUUCCUCCUUGCUCCGGAAGCGCAGCAAAGCGCUUUACUCGACAACCUGAAACUGACUCAACAGCUGGCCUCGUCUCAACCAGCCCCCAAGGUACCCAGUCCAAAAGUCCCUGCCGCAGCUUUCCGACCAGAACUCCCAGCGGCGGUCUAUCCUAAUUUGCCCUACAAUCCCCUGUCGGCGGUGUUCCCACCCCUCGCUGAAGCUCGACCGCGCUUCCUCGCAACUGGCAUUCUGCCGUCUUCCUUCGCCGCACUUGGUCUGGCUGCCCAGAACGUCUGCGCCAAGUGCAACCUGUCGUUCCGCAUGACCUCGGACCUCGUCUACCACAUGCGCUCGCAUCACAAGAGCGAGCACGCGGGCGAGGCGGCGCGCCGACGACGGGAGGAAAAGCUGCGUUGUCCCGUGUGCGACGAGAGCUUCCGCGAGAGGCAUCAUCUCACGCGACACAUGACCGCCCAUCAAGACAAGGAGAGCGACGCUGUUGCGGAUCAGGUUGAAAUCAAGCGCCAGUCGACUCUGCUGCAGAGCAAGUGACGCAGCCGCAAGGGACACAGCCUUUUUGCCGGGUUUGACAGGUUUGCCGAGGGCGAUCACGCAUUUGGUAACUGAAUACCGCGCUACGUCUACUCUCUCACGGAUGUAUUGCGUUAUUAGCUUGCCAGUAGCAUUUUUUUCUUUAAACUUAUGCUCGGAUAUUUAUGAUGUUUCAGGCUACUCGACACCUUUCUUUCAAUUAUUGGUUAUAAGAUGAUUUUUAUUUAUUUUGCAAAAGUUAUUAUGGCUGAAAAUUCUUGAAAAAUUUGUUAUAAUAUUCAAUGAGAUUGCGUAGGUCUAAUAAUAAAUAAUAGCCAUAAGCAAGACGAUUUUCGAAGAAGUGCUCUUUUCAAAAGAGCUCGGACCCCGUCUAGUCAAUAUUAGGUAUAAGUCAGCGACAAAGAUUGUACAUAACUUCUACGAAAGUAUUUCGGGAGACGUGCAGGAGAGUGAUACAUAGCUUUAACGCAUAUAAUAGACAGCACUCGUGGCGUUCAAAAUUAAUAUAAUCGUAAUUAAUGUUUUGAAUGUGCUUAUCCAAGUAAAAAGAUUCUCAGCGCCAAUAAAAGUCGAUUGAUAUUUUAAAUCUUCAUGCUUGAGUGUAUCGAAACAUGCUGAAACAUGGUAAAAAUGGUCAGAUGGGUUUACCUGCAAAUAACGACUACAUUAGGAAACUCCGAUGAAUGGGAUUUCUAGAGCGAAUGAGGUCAAA
Molecule: messenger RNA, 2446 nt
Organism: Phymastichus coffea
Lineage: Eukaryota; Metazoa; Arthropoda; Insecta; Hymenoptera; Eulophidae
Exons: 2
Coding region: 163-1734 (523 amino acids)
Biological process (GO): regulation of DNA-templated transcription
Cellular component (GO): nucleus
Source: RefSeq, a predicted model, not a curated record